GAUUAGUUCAUUUUUCGAGGAUCGAUGGAAUGUGUCAAGAUGCGAGGAAAAUGUGGUCCUUGACCAACCGUUGUGGAAAACGAUAUCUUUCUCUUCCUUGGGCCCAUCUUUUGUCUUUGAUUCGUUCAACCCCUUGCUUUGAGUGCAGUGCGUACUGUAUUCCAUUAACCUGGACGAUCCCUUGCUCAUUUAUUAUCUUUUGUUAGUUAUAACGUACCGAUGCCUAUGAGUGUGGUCAUGUUCGUCAGUUGAGGUUCUCGAGAUCUUUUUUUUUAUUCAAUGCGAGGGGUGCACCAAUGCAUGAGUAGUCUAUCAUCGGUCAGGCGAGCAAAUGUACAGCACUCAACGUAUAAUGGCCGUUCCGGUGUUGUUCACUGACUGCCCCCGCACCAGCCUUCGAUUGGAUAGGAUAGAACGAGUGCACUGUUGCUGCUUGCUGCCUGCGGACAAAGAAAAAAUAAGAACUGUCCUUGGUCUUCGUUUUGCAUCUCUUCCUUUCCAUUUCCUCUCUUCUUCAUCAAGGUACAUAUAUAAUCUUUUCUAUUCCCUUGUCUUGGUCAUCCCUCACCGCUGCCGAAGAAUCAUACCAAGGGACAUACGAGAACAAGGGUUCUUGUUCAUUUCCCUCUCGCUUUGUGACACUUUAAUAUAUAGAAGCAAAGACAGAACCACAGAGAACAAUAGAAUUCUAAGUAGUCCUUUCGCCUCUACUCUAAUACCUCGACCAGCCCUACAACAACACCAGUUGCAGCUCUUCGAAAAAAAGGAAACCAACCAUGAGCGUCAAGGAUCCACGCUUGUCCCAGAUCCUGCCCGUCAUUCGGUGCUCCGACUGCGGGCACGAUGUCGAGUUCCGCCUGCUUGGGUCAAAGAGGGUGAGAAUGAAAUGUAUAGAGAGGGGAAGCAGUUAGGGAAUGAAUACAAGGACAAUUGCACCUUGCCAUCCCCCCACCCCACAAUGGUCACCAGACUGGAUACCGCGGAGUGUGAGACGUGAGCGAGGGCGAGGGAAUCUUAUUUUUUCACACUUCUACCCCGCACAGGAACGAAUAAGAAACUGUGUUCCUGGACGUCGAGAGUGAAACCUGACAUAUCAUCAACGAAAGAGAAAGAGACAAUGGCAUAUGGCAGCAGAUGUUCUGCAGUGCGCAUCUGGUAUUGGGCGUCUAGGUAUGCUAGACAGCCC
Molecule: messenger RNA, 1186 nt
Organism: Gamsiella multidivaricata
Lineage: Eukaryota; Fungi; Mortierellomycota; Mortierellomycetes; Mortierellales; Mortierellaceae
Exons: 5
Coding region: 332-997 (221 amino acids)
Source: RefSeq, a predicted model, not a curated record